Molecule: messenger RNA, 5803 nt
Organism: Oreochromis aureus
Lineage: Eukaryota; Metazoa; Chordata; Actinopteri; Cichliformes; Cichlidae
Gene: mtmr14
Product: myotubularin related protein 14
Exons: 20
Coding region: 649-2619 (656 amino acids)
Biological process (GO): dephosphorylation
Molecular function (GO): phosphatidylinositol-3-phosphate phosphatase activity
Source: RefSeq, a predicted model, not a curated record
GUCCUUCCAGCUGAUCCAAUCAAGCACCACCCAUUUAAAGGGGGUGAUGGCUGUCACAUGGUUAAACCUGCUUCCUGUUUAUCGGCUGUUUUACUUCAGUCUCUGUUUCACAGAUUGCGACACCACUCGGUAUUGUUGACGCUGUUAUCCACUUCUAUUUUGCUACCUUACAGCGACAGGACAGCUUACUGUAUACAUUUAACCAGUUUAUGGUCGUGGUUUCUAAGGAGACAGGAAGACAUGGCACUGAGGAAACGUGAGUAGGCCGGGAAGGAUCCUGGAGAUUUCCUGACUCCAGGGCUUUGAGUUGGCGGAAAAGACGAACGAUAGGCUACGCCUGGGGACCUGAGCUAGCCCGUUAGCUAGUCUUGCUAACCUCUGUAGCCUGCAGCGGCAGCAGCUGUGGUUUGAGUAACCGGCUUUACGGGCAGGCUAACAGGUUGUGUUUGGAGAGUGGAACAGUUCGCUGGUGCCCUGAAUUCAAGAAGGCUCCCCGGCUCCGGCUCCGGCUCCCUCAAGCGGGCAGUCAGGAAAAAGCUGGCUGGGAAGGGAUGGCCUGGUCGGUCUCCCCGUCCCAGAGGACAAGGCUCAGCGGUGUUUGAAGGAGGUCGAGUGCGGCUCGAAGCCACCGCGGCGGGUCGAGGCACUAUGACGGACACCCACCUACCCACGGCCGGCGGCUUCCCGGCUCCCGGGCUGUUGGUCAGAAAGAGUGAAGAAAUAACGGAUUUGAUAGACCUGUUUUCCAAGACGCAGUACAGGGCAAAGGAAGUCACUCCUCGGGUGGAGGUCAUAGAGAAACGCUGUCUGCACCUGUUUGCCAGAGAUUACAAGUACAGCAUCAUCCAAAACACCAACGGGGAAGUGUGUGGACACUACCCCCGACAGAUAGUUUUCCUGGAGUACGAAUGCCUAGAUGUGGAGAAAGACAGGUUUGAGAGCACAGUGCAGAUCUCUAAGCUGCAGGACCUGGUGAACCGGAGCAAGAUGGCUCGCUGUAGAGGGAGGUUCGUCUGUCCAGUCAUCCUCUACAAUGGCAAGCAUAUAUGCCGAUCAUCCACACUGGCAGGCUGGGGGGAGCUGUAUGGACGCACAGGCUACAACUACAUUUUCUCAGGGGGCAGUGAUGACACAUGGACUGAGUCGGAGGAGUUUCCAGAGGAUGACGGCGUAGUCAGGAACGGUGACUCCCAUCUCUUCGAUAAGGUUCGAGGUUAUGACAUUAAGCUGCUGCGUUACCUGUCAGUUCGCUACAUCUGCGACUUAAUGGUGGAGAACAAGAAGGUUAAGUUUGGCCUCAAUGUGACAUCAUCAGAGAAGGUAGACAAGGCCCAACGCUAUGCAGACUUCACUUUGCUUUCUGUGCCUUACCCAGGAUGUGAGUUUUUCAAGGACUACAAAGACAGAGAUUACACAGCAGAGGGUCUAGUGUUUAACUGGAAUCAGGACUUUGUGGACGCUCCUUUGACAAUCCCCAGGUGCUUUACUCACAACUUGAACAUUGACUGGACUCAGUACCAGUCAUGGGACCUGGUGCAGCAGACCCAGAACUACCUGAAGCUACUUCUCCACAUCAUCAAUAGUGAUGAUGAUAGCGGCCUCCUAGUGCACUGCAUAUCAGGAUGGGACAGAACGCCAUUGUUCGUGUCCCUCCUCAGGCUCUCUCUCUGGGCAGAUGGUGCAGUGCAUGCCAGCCUGGAGCCCACAGAGAUUCUGUAUCUGACUAUCGCUUACGACUGGUUCCUCUUCGGUCACAUGCUGCCAGAUCGACUCUCCAAAGGGGAAGAGAUUUUCUUUUUUUGCUUCAAUUUUUUGAAGCACAUUGUUUCAGAGAAGUUCUCUACAGUUAAAAAGCAGAGUUUUAGAAGAAAGAACUCUCACUUCAAAGAUGGUGAUUUCACUGUGGAAGAGCUCUGCCAGCUGAAGUCCAGGGACCGUGGCAGUGUGACUAGUUUGAGCAGUGACUUUUCCCUCAUCACUGAAGAGAUGGCUAGUGGAUCAAGCUUGACCAAUGACACUGUGGACCUGGCCUCCAGUCAGCCCCAAGCCUCCAACUGGAGAAAAGGCACCACUUCCUCUUCUCCAAUGGUGGUUUGGAAUAAACAGAACCCUUUGGACGACCGCCUCUCUCACACGGCAAAUGACGCCAGGUCUUCAAGCUCCUCAUCCAAUCAGUCGGAGCAUGGCGACACUCGUACUGGCAGCAGCCCAUUGGCUGUUCCAGGGAGAAGGUUAGCAGCGGACUGUGCUCGGUCAAGUUCCUCCCUCUCUACAGAUUAUGGUAGUUGGCAGAUAGUUUCCGGUUGUGGUAGCAUCCAUGACCAUGCCCAUUUCCCUCCACCUUUGGCCUCAGCCUCAUCCUCCAACUCAUCUACUGCUAUCGCUGCCUACGACUCCCCCCUGCCAUUCAGCUUUCAGGAUGAAGCCAGUGGACGAAUGUGUUCCUUCCCCUCUGAGCGUCAGGCCCGUCUGGAGGCAGUACGUGAAGCCUUCUUGGCAGCCUACAGCUCCACUGUCGGCCUCAAAUCCUCAGCUCCCAGCCCCUCUGGUGCCAUCUCCGGCCUGCUGGAGCAGUUUGCCCGUGGGGUAGGCCUCCGCGGCAGUAACGCCAUCGUCUGAGCCUCUUGAUGGGACCUUGGACCCUCCUGCCUACAUCAGUUGAUUCAGCAUGUCUGUGCCAAACAUCCCCUGUUCAAUUUUAAGGGUGAAGCAUUAUUUUUUUUUUUUUUUUUUAAAUAUUUUAAUAUUUUUUAACAUGCCCUCCAUUUUAUUUUAUUUUUCCCCUGUGGACUUUAAAUGUCUGUGGUUUUUGUCACAUUCAGGAAGGGCAAUGGUUUCAGCCACAGAAUCAAAAAGGGAUGGUAAUAAAUUUAAAUGGCUUAGAGGUCUCCUGUUAUUACAGUGUAAAGAAUUCUGCCUUGGUCUGUUUAUAGAUUUGUAACUCCAUGUCCAGUAAACAAUAUCACUUGAUUUCUUUUGCUUAUGCUGCUAUUCUUCACUGAUCCAAACAGCCGAAAGUUCUGUAGUUCUACUGGGCAGUGAAAAUGAGACAAAGAACUUGAUUUUUAUUUUUUUUUCUUCUAAAAACAGAAAAUAUUUGAUGCUGUUCUGAUUUUGAAUUUAACACAGUAUUUUAUCUGAUCUGUUUUACUGCAUAGGGCUUCAUGUUUGUGGGGGUCUAAAGUUAAAGGGCUUUUGGUGUUGAUGUUCCCAUACAGGAAACUUUUAGAAUUGUUGACUCCUGCGGUCGUAGUAAUCCAUGUCCAAACUGGUUUUAAAAUGAUAUUCCUGGCCUUACCUUAUUUCACUUAGUUUGUCAAGCAUACCAAACACUUCAAGCUGAAAUUCUUCACUAAUUGCGAGAGGACCCUUAAUAAUGGGGUUUGAACCAUGAAGUGUUUUGGGUGUGGUUUUUUGGUUCUUGUUCCCCCAAUGAAAUAUGAAAGCUUUAGCUGAAAGACUUGCAUAGUCUGAACAUUGUCAACUUGUUUUGAAGAGAACUGAAUUAUGCUGCUUUCUUAUUUUAUAAACUACUCAAUGCCAGAUGUUUGGUGCCUUGAAGUGGAACAAUAAAUUCCACAAUAAAAAGGACUUGGUAAAAACUGAAAUUUUUCUCCAACAAUGCAGUUUGGCUUUAGUUGGCACCAUUAACUGAACAAGCCAAAUGUUGUCUAUUUGGUUAUUACUCUGUUUGAACCUCUACUUUGACUGGUGGAAACAGGACUAUGCCUGUGCGGAAAAAGGCUGGUUAAGACCAGUUAUCAGCAACAGUCUUUUGGAGCGUUUCAAGCUGACUGCUAGACACUGCAGAGGUUACACACUUAAGUCAAAAUGCUAAAAUUUGUAUAUGUAUGCAUUGCUUUUAAACACUUGUCCAGGGAAGCUCAAUAUCAUUCUACAUGCAAAUAAAAUUAAUCUAUGUGACAGACAGAUCAAAUAUUUGCUUUGUAAUUUUUGUAGGAAACGCUUAAAUUUCAGGAGCUAAGAUUUACAUUAACCAUUUGUUGAGUUGGGUAGUUGCAAGAAAAAAAACUGACCUUAGGUUUAUGUGAUACUUUAGUCUUCUAUAAAAGUUUAAAUAUAAGGACUGUUCCUUCAUGGCUCUCGCAGGGUUGAUUAUUUUAUUUAUAUUUUUUUUAACCUUGCCAAUUACAGUAUCACCAUAUUGAGGCAUAUCUGUUAAUGGUUUAGUGACUGUGAAGAAGCACUGAGCAUUGUGGUAGCAGAUAUGAACUAAAGGCCUUUUCGAUGUUUCUCGUCCCUCCAGUGAAGGGAGGUCCGCUUCGUUCCUGCCAGUACUGAGAUUCCUGCCCAGCUGUUAUCACACAUUCACCUCCUUUCAGGUCACACGUGGACUUUCCUGCCCAGUCAGUUGGGUCAGUUCAUACUUAAGUUGUAAACUAGCCUAUCGGUGUUGCCAAACUGUUUGACAGUUGCUGUACCUCAGGGCCUUUCUGUUGUGCCUUUUUUUUUUUUGGGCCCUCUCUUAAUUCUUUAACACUGGAUGAGUCUUCUGUCCAGUUUCAGGUAUAUUUUCUGUUAAAUGUGUGGGUUUAUUUUUAAUUUUUGCAAUUUUUUGUUAGAGCUUUGUCUUAAGAGUUGACUGCAGUGAAAUCUGUGGGGCUUUCAUGUGGUUGCAGUUUGUACAGUGACAUAACGCUGAGUUUUAUGGAGAUUGAUGUAGGAUAUCGGGCAGCAGUCAUUCAGUUCUGCCUCUGUAAAUGGCAGUUGCUGAAAAUGACUGGUAUCAUAAUUUUAUUUUUUUUUUUAAUGAAUAUAAAAUCCUCUUUUGGGAAAUGUACUCAGGAUUGAGAUGAAAAGGUUGACACCAGUAUUGUUUCUGGGAUAAGUGCAGAGCUACAACAGAAUGUCUAGCCAUGAUUUGGAUCAAGAAAGAUUAAACCCUAGUUUAAAAGAGCUUUGUUACAUAGAGACUGUCUUGUAGGAGAGCGGAACAGCUUUGAACUUUAUUUUUUUUUUUUUUUUUAAUUCCCCACCCUGAAAAAUAAAAAUUUUGGACAAACUUGAAGCCAGCAGUUUUUCCUUGGUUGAGCUAGGCUAUUCUGACUCACUGUCCUUGUCACAUGCUCAGCCUUAUUUUCACUCUUGAUCAUCUCCCAAAAUCUUGAAUUGACAGAAUGUUUCUUUUGCUAUGCCUAAAACCAAAGUCUGUUUUCUUUAUGCCUCAGAUCAUGAGCUGAGGUGUUUUAAGUCACUUGAAUACUUACUGUGUCAAGAUGAUUUUAAAAUUGAUCUUGAUACAGUACUAUCAAGUACUUUGAAUGUGGCGCAUACCAGUUCUUUGCACGGGCUGUCAGUGGUUUAAUCUUGUACUUCCAAAGAGACUAACGGAACAAUCUGCCCUGUUUGAUGUAAUGAAAGUGUGACUGUUAUGACCCGAUCUCCCUGUCAGGUUUUAAGCUUUCUCCUUAAAUUCAGUUCUCACAUUUAUCUCUGGUUUGGCAUAGUAUCUAGCAUUCAAAAAACAUUGUCAAUUUUCUUUUCUUCAUUUACAAUUUUUAAUAAAAAAAAAAGGAAAACACGCCACCCUCAGUCUCUCUCUCUCUCAGUUGGGGUAGAUUGUUUCACAAAUGAGGUUUUAACUUGUUGAAAUGCUGCAUUGCACUUGUCUAGUGUCCUCUGUGUAGAGAGUCUUCUUCUUUGUAUAUCUGAUGCAUUUUUAAAGAAUGCUAAUUUUUGCCUUUUAGGUUAUCAAAUGCCAUUACUUGUUGAUGGAUGUCGAGCUACAGUUGAAAGUGACUUAAACUCCAGGUAGCAAUUUUGAAUAAAUGAAGAAAAAUAA